Messenger RNA from Hemisphaericaspora subhashii, 825 nucleotides. RefSeq lists its product as uncharacterized. The record is from RefSeq and is a predicted model, not a curated record. Bases 1 to 825 code for a protein of 274 amino acids. The transcript is spliced from 2 exons. NCBI's taxonomy places the organism in Eukaryota, Fungi, Ascomycota, Pichiomycetes, Serinales, Debaryomycetaceae.
AUGUUUAUAUUUUCACUAUUAAGUCUCCUUAUUUCAAUUGUAUAUCCAGUCAUUGCAUCAUGUAGAGCUUUUGAAGAUUAUACCCAAGCAGUAAAUAUACUUGCAUCACAAAAUUUAAAGAUUGGUGGCGUUACGGUUCCUCUUAAUUUAUUUUUCCUGCGAAUUGAUAAGGAAUCCGAUGGCAAUGACGUCAAUCAUGAAUUGGCUGUACAAAGACACUUAAUAUCACUUCAAAAAUGGUUUAUUUAUUGGAUAGUUCUUGCAGUUGUAUCAAUUGGGGAAAAUUUAUUGUUUUUAUCUUAUCUUAUUCCCGGAUAUUCAAUUCUAAAAUUAGGGUUUAAUGUUUGGUUGAUAAUCCCCAUGCUUUUGAUGGCAAAAGAAGAUGUUGAUACUACAGUUUCCACUUUUGACAAUACAGAGGCUUGGAGAAAGUUUACCCAAUCAGGGGCUGGGCUAUUGUUUUUUACUUAUAUUAAACCUUGGAUAGAGCAUCAUAUCGAAAUACUUCGGAAAGUUGAAAUUAAUCCAUUAGAAAUAAUAAAAUUAGCAAAUGUCAUGUCAUAUCUUGCUAAGUCCCAAGAAGUCCCACUCUCAACAUCAGGAGUAAAUGAAGAAACUAGCAUGCUAGAUAGCUCCUUUGUAAUGGUGAUGAAUAUGAAAAAUAAAUGGACGGGAAUGGGGAUAUCCUCUAGAGACAUUAGUGAUGAGAAAACUAAAGACGAUUUUGAUGUUAUCGAAGAUUCUGCUACGACUCAAGAAUCUAGUUCGAUAGAAGCAACCAAUCCAAGUAAUGCGAUAACCAGAAAGAGAGGUUAUUUCUGGUAG